Geodia barretti is the source of this 1380-nucleotide messenger RNA. NCBI's taxonomy places the organism in Eukaryota, Metazoa, Porifera, Demospongiae, Tetractinellida, Geodiidae. The record is from the annotation of a GenBank genome assembly.
AUGGAAGCGGCCAGAUCGGGCGACCCCGCCCGCGUCGCCGCUCUGCUGGAUCAGGGCGCCGACGCUCGGGCCGCCGAGCCGGACGGCACCACCGCACUGCACUGGGCGGCGCGCGUCGCAGCGGCGGAGGUCGUCGAGCACCUGCUCGCGGCCGGGGCCGACCCGGAGCGGGCGAACCGCUACGGCAUCACCCCCCUGGCGCUCGCGGCGGAGAGCGGCGAGCCGGCCAUCGUCGGCGCGCUGCUGGCGGCCGGGGCCGACCCCAACACCGCCACCCCCGCGGGCGAAACCGUUCUGAUGGUAGCCGCUCGGACCGGGCGCGUCCCGGUCCUCGAUCGGCUGCUCGCCGCCGGCGCGACGGUCGACGCCACCGAGAGCUGGCGGGACCAGACCGCGCUCAUGUGGGCCGCCGCCGAGAACAACGCCGAUGCGGUCCGGCGGCUGCUCGCGGCCGGGGCCGGCGUCGAGGCGCGCUCGGGCGCCGGGCUGACUCCGCUGCUGUUCGCGGUGCGGGAGGGCCAUAUCGACGCGGUCCGGGCCCUGCUGAACGGCGGCGCCGACGUCAACGCCGGGGUGAACAACACGACGGCAAGCACCGGCUCGUACACACCGGCCGCAACCGGCCAUACGACGCCGCUCGCGCUGGCCAUCGUCAACGCCCACUACGAGUUGGCCGCGACCCUGCUCGAGGCGGGAGCCGAUUCGAACGCCUAUGACGCGCGCGGUACGUUACUGCACGCGCUGGCCUGGAUCCGCCGCCCCGGCUCGGGCCGCCCGCCGGCGCCAACGGGGAACCUGGACAGCCUCUACUUGGCGCGGCGACUGCUCGCGCAGGGCGCCAAUCCCAACGUGCGCAUCGCGUGGCGGGAGAUCCCGUUCGAGGUGGAUCUGGGCAUCGUCAAGCCGCCGCCGAACAUCUCGGUGGGCCGCAACUUCAUCAGCUUCGUCGGCGCCACGCCGUUCUACCUGGCCGCCAAGCACGCGGACCUGGAGCUGAUGAAGCUGCUGGUGGACUACGGCGCCGACCCGCUGACGCCGACCGGGCAGGGCGUGGACUCCGCUGAUGGCGGCGGCCGGCCUGGGGUUCUGGGACGGCGAGAGUCCGGGUCCGCUCAACGGCACCCCCGAGCGCGUGCGGCUCGAGGCACUGAAGAUGACCCUCGCCCUCGGCAACGACCUGCAUGCGGUUGCCGACUUCGGCGACACGGAGAUCGAAGGCGACGGGGUGGACCUGCUGCUGCGCCACCCGCUGAACCUGCUGGAGCUGGACGCGCAGCGCGACCGGGGCGACAUGCGCUGGGGCGGCUGCACGGCGCUGCACGGCGCCGCGAUGAUGGGCUCGAACCUGAUCGUCCAGUACCUGAUAGAGCAGGGUGCUGA